CAGGAACACCGGCCAUCACAUUUCUCGGCUUUCUGUCGAUUUGUCCAGCUUGGUGGCCCCCUCCCAACGCCUGCAUUCUCGAUCUUGACUCACUUCCGGUGCUUCGCAGAUUCAUUAUCUUUAGGCACCCACCGAGGUCGGUGACCAACUCCUUACAGACUAACUACCUUGAGCCUCCAUACGCAACCUUCUGAUAUCGAUGCCACCUGAGAUUGACUCAAUCCGUAUCCAUGUUGUCUCGAAUUGUUCUUGUCAGUAGUAUCUAGAAUCGGUUCUUAUUUGUGUGUACAGGAAGCAAGUCGGCGACGCGACUCUUUUCUCUAGGAGUGCCCUAGUUGAAGGUUAUCUGUUCGGUGAAGAUUGCGUGUGAUGAUCGAUGUUGAGUUCCUGUAGUUGCAGUCUAGCGAUGAUUAAUAGCCCGGAUGGGUCACUAGGUUGACGUCCACACGCAGUUGUGGGUGUGCAAGGCGCCGGGUGUGUCCCGAGUUGUGAGCAGGAACUAUCCAUGGGUAGUGACAGCAUGUCUCGAGAAACUCGGAAGUAUAGGGCCCUGGAAAAUUUCACAAAUCUGUUUUGGACAUGUACCUCUAAAAUGUAUGGAAGGUCGCCCCUUCUCGUAAAUGUCGUUGCAGCAGUCUUUCUUCUGCAACUAUCUGCGUUCACUACCACCGUUGAAUCUGCUUCCGCUAGAGGAGAAGUUAUUUUGGCAUUAAAGAGAAUUGCCGUGAUUGAAUUUAGUGGCAGCAAUGUAGCACAGAAUAGCUUGUUAAACCACACCCAGAUCGCUGCCUACGACUUUGAGCAACAUCUGGUGAACUACCACGAGAGACGGCAGCUGCAAGUGACCGGGCUCUUCACUAACAAGCCGCUGGCUGUGAGGAGCGACCGCAUUGAUCCAACAAACAAGUUCAGACGCUAUAGAGACGGCUACGAUGUGACAAGCAAGAAUUACUGGGGGUCCGUGGUCUUCACGGGAGUUUACGGAUACGGUGUGGCGGCAGCGUGGCUGCUACUGGGUCUAGCUCUAGCACUUCUUGCAUGCUUCCGACGCUGCUCUCGGCGACCGAGGUCUAAUAAGCAUCAUCCAUCAAAUUAUUACCUGGUUCCGAAACUCGUCGUCCUGCUUCUCUCUUUUAUUGCUAUAGCAUGUAUUGCUACAUUGUUUGCACUUAACCAUCAAACAUUCUCACAAACCGAUAAGGUCAAGAGCACCGUAUUGAGAGCCGCCAUAGUAGCGACUGACACGAUACACACAGUGACUUCGACUCUUGGGAGAGUGCAAGACGUUCUUGAGAAGUACAACAUCCCUGGAUGGAAAGCAUUGAAUUCGACGGAGGCGAAACUGAAUACGCAAGCUGACCUCGUAGUUGACAAAAUCAACAACAAUCUGCGGAAAUUCAACAGGCUCAUCGAUGCAGUGAAAAUUUCACUGAUUCUCGUCUUAUCCUUGAGCCUCGUUCUCGUCAUCGGUGGGCUCUUGGCUGCGUUCCUGGGAUGGAGUCGAAUUUUCUUCGUGUUUAUAAUGUUGGGAUGGAUUUUGACUGCCUGCGUAUGGGUGAUGUUCGGCCUUUUGUUUGCGUCCAAAAAUGUGGCGUCAGACACGUGCUUGGCGCUGAACGAGUUCCUGCAGGCGCCUGCGAACACCACAUUGGACGAAUUUCUCCCGUGUGUGGACGCGGAAACUUCCAACGCUGCUCUUAUCAGUGUUCGAGAAAAUGUUGGCGAUGUCAUCGAACUGGCUAAUUCUACUGUAGUCACGAUUCAGAGAGCGAGCAACUUCUUUGGGAGGGGGAACGGCGAGCUUCUCACUUUGUGCAACCCAAUUGGUGGCCCGCCAGAUUACCUUUACUCAGAGACUUGUCCCGAAGGAACACUGCCAAUUAGUCAACUUCCUGCUGUUCUGGCGCCUUAUGUGUGCAUGGAGAACAUGUCCAAUUUCGAUUGUUUCACAGACGGUCGUUGGGUCAGCUCAGAAAAUAAUUCAACUCUCUACGAACUUUCACAAGGAGCGGAUGAUCUUCUCGGCACCAUCCCAAUGCUUUCUAGACUGGCGAACUGUUCAAUAGUGUUCGAUACUUUCAACAACUUUGUCAACCAGAGGUGUCGUCCGCUCAAUCGGGCCCUUCGCAGCAUGUGGAUCUCCAUAUUACUCUUGUCUAUAUUUUUUACCCUGUUGACUGCGCUCUGGGCUGUAACGAAUUACCGCAACAAGCACCAACGGCACAUGAAUAAAGUUGAACAGUACAUGGCAACGAAAGGAAGACCAAUUUGAUAAUCUUCUUCUCGGUCUUCACAAGCACAACGAGAAAACAUGCGUGUAAAGAGCGGAGCUUUUGGCCUUAAAAAUAUGUAAACGGAGUGGAGGCAAAACUCGCAAAUCCUCGAGUUGUCACGAUGUAAAAUGACAACUUUCCUGCAGCGGAUUGUUUUCGACGUGCGAAAACAUCCUACUGUAGAUGGAAAGUAACGGAACACUUAAUUAGGGGAGUGGAGUGGACUGGAGUCUGACAACCUCAUAAAUGUACAAAUGUUUUUCUUCUUCUUCUUCUUCUUCUUCUUCUGCUUUUGAACAGUACUUAUUUGUAUGGAUGCUCUUUUUUCAUUUCAUCCAUUGCCGGUUGUUCCAGAACUUGGUAAAUUUGAUGCAAGAAGACUCUUAUUCCACACA
Molecule: messenger RNA, 2668 nt
Organism: Physcomitrium patens
Lineage: Eukaryota; Viridiplantae; Streptophyta; Bryopsida; Funariales; Funariaceae
Cellular component (GO): membrane
Source: RefSeq, a predicted model, not a curated record